Messenger RNA from Mya arenaria, 2271 nucleotides. RefSeq names its product proliferation-associated protein 2G4-like. Lineage: Eukaryota; Metazoa; Mollusca; Bivalvia; Myida; Myidae. The record is from RefSeq and is a predicted model, not a curated record. Bases 50 to 1207 code for a protein of 385 amino acids. The transcript is spliced from 13 exons.
UCUCCCGCCAUUGCUUUGCAUUGUGGGAACACGUGAAUCAACUCUCAAGAUGGCAGAGAAAGAUGAAGAACCGACACCGGCCGAUGACAUUGUUGUCACCAAAUAUAAAAUGGCUGGAGAUAUGGUCAAUGGCAUUCUCAAGGAGGUGAUUGGUAAAUGUGUCGACGGGGCCUCAGUUCUCAGUAUCUGUUCGUUCGGAGAUGAGAGACUUCUGCAGGAGACUGGAAAGGUGUUCAAGAAAGAUAAAGAAAUGAAAAAAGGCAUCGCCUUCCCAACCUGUGUGUCUGUGAACAACUGCAUAUGUCACUUCUCACCCCUAAAAUCAGAUCCAGAUGUUACACUAAAAGAGGGGGACCUUGUCAAAAUUGAUUUGGGGGCACACAUUGAUGGCUUCAUAGCUGUAGUUGCUCAUUCUCUUCUGGUUGGGGACCAAAAGGAGAAGGUGAAAGGACGAAAGGCUGAUGUACUUUUGGCGGCUCACAAUGCAGCUGAGGUCGCUCUACGAAUGGUGAAACCAGGCACAGAGAAUGACACAGUCACAGAGGCUAUACAGAAAGUAGCAGAAUCCUAUAAAUGCAAGCCUAUUGAAGGCAUGUUAUCCCAUCAACUGACGAAGCAUGUAAUAGAUGGGGAGAAGGCCAUUAUACAAAACCCAUCAGAAAAUCAGAAGAAAGAGCAUGAGAAGUGUGAAUUUGACGUCCAUGAGGUGUACGGCAUCGAUAUACUCAUCAGUACAGGGGACGGAAAGGGAAAAGAACUGGACACAAGAACGACGGUUUAUAAAAAGAAGGACAUCGUAUAUCAGCUUAAAAUGAAAGCAUCAAGACAAUUUCUCAGCGAAACAGAAAAGAAGUUUGGGUUGAUGCCAUUUACUCUCAGGUUAUUUGAUGAGGAAGUUAAGGCAAGGAUGGGGGUGGUGGAGUGUGCAAAACAUGACCUGGUGCAGCCUUUCUCAGUUCUCCAUGAGAAGAAUGGCGAGUUUGUAGCCCAGUUCAAGUACACAGUUAUACUGAUGCCUAAUGGACCACUGAAGAUCACAGGCCUUCCAUUUGAAUCUGAACUCUACGAGUCCGAGUACAGCGUCGAGGAUGAGGAAUUAAAGUCACUGCUGUCUCAGUCCGCCUCCAGAAAAGCCGCCAAGAAGAAGAAGAAGAAGGCUGGCAAGGCCGUUCAGGAGCAGGCAGAAGCUGCUGACCAGGAGGCUUGACCUUGACCACUGAACAUGUGACCUUGACCUUCAGUGGGGGGAGUCAAUUACAUCUCAGAUAUGGCAGAAGAAAUAAGAAUGGGUGGGGUCUUAAUUCCAUCAUGGAUGAUUUUUGUGAGAAAUUGGUAGAUUUUUUUGUAGUUAAUGAAAUGAAAACCCACAUUGGGAGAUAGAAAAAAGUAAAUGUAUGAAAAAUAACUUUUUUUAUUAUUGUUGCAUUGAAAUUUAGAUGGCGAGAAAUUAAACUUACUCAAUUUUUAAGUGCUAUUAUUGUUGAUUUUUUGCAUUGUUAAAGAAAACUGCAACUUGCUUAUUUGAAAAGUGCUAAUAUUUGUGAUUACAUUUAAAAUUGCUUAUAUUGUUAAGAGUUAAAAAUCUUGGAUCCCUCCAUGUUGGACUGUUAAUAGCUGGGUGCUGGUUUUACUACUGAUUGUGGAAGCUGGGGACUUGUAGAAUCAAACUGAAUUUGCUAUAUAUUUACUGCGAGAGUGUACCUCUGCUAGUAAUUCCUUAUUCAACUUUGAAUUUUUAACUAUAAGAAAGUAUCAACAAAUGUAAGUUUUAAGCAAUGCUUUUCAUUCAAAAGAUCAAAAUAAAAUUUGCAUAAUGUUAAUAAAGAAAAAGUGAACACAAUGAUACUGUCAUUGAAAUGAAACUUUUAAAUGAUUACGCCCAGAGUCUUACACUAGUGCUUGGCAUAAAAAAGUCAACAAACACUGCUAUAUAAAAUUCGGAAAAUUAGCAAACCCGGAAAGCAUUUGACUAGUGCAUGGCUGGUGGGCUUGUGCUUAUUUACGUCAAUGAUGAUAUUUAUGCCUAAAUAAUGAAUAUUUAUGUUACAUCUUGCAGUGAAUAUGUAGCAAAAUAUUAUUUUUAUUUUUGAUAAAACCAUCUGUAUAUGAAAUGAUUUAUAGUGGCAUACAUUUGUAAGCAUGAAUUUUUGAUGUCCAAUUGAGUUAAAAGAUUGAAUUUGUCUAUGCCUUUGAUGGAAGUGGUUGUAAGAUGUGUUGACAGUACAGAUUGUAAAUUGCCAUUUAGUUACAUCAAUAAAAUUUAAAAAUGUG